AUGCGACGGACAAGGGUCUUGCUGUUAUCGCAGGCUUGGCAUUCGUAUAGCAGGGACUCGAGCCCUAUCCCAGGCCUCGUCUUGCCAGGGGGGCCCUGGCACGGCCCCGUCUUCCCAGAUCUGUCGCAGCCGCGGGAGCAGGCUGCCAACGCCACACUAGGGUUCGAGAAGCUCCUCGUCCUCUCCACCCGCCCGUCCUGGCGGACACGCGGGCUCCAAGCCGCGGCGAAACUAACGGGCCUGGAGUUCACCAUCCCUCCGCAACCGCCCAACUCGAAGGCCACCGUCGAAGCGUUCAUGGCGAUGAGCCCCGAGGGCGAGAAGUCCCGGCCCGCGCUCGGGUCCGCGGCGGCGUGGCUCGCGCAUAUCGACCUGCUCAAGCACGUGGUGUCGUCGGACCUCGAGACGGCCUUCAUCGUCGAGGAUGACGUCGACUGGGACGUGCGCAUCAAGGACCAGCUGCGGCUCGUCUCGGACAACGUGCGGGCGUUCCGGCACCGCAAGAUCAACGUGACCGACGAGGUCGUGGUCCAGGAUAACAACAACGACGACGACGCCGAUUCCGACGACAACACGCCCUACGGCACAGACUGGGACGUCCUGUGGCUCGGGCACUGCGGCUCGCUCGGCCACGACGACGACAAGCACCGCAAGCCGCUCCCCUACGCGGACGAGUCGCGCGUGCCCGGCGACAAGUUCACCGGCUGGUCGCGCAAGUACUUCCUCGAGCAGACGCCCGAGGGCCACCGCGUCGUGCAGGAGUCUCGCAUGACCAUCUGCACGUUCGGGUACGCCGUCUCGCGCCAGGGCGUGCUCAACGUGCUCGCCCAGGUCAUGAAGGGCGGCUACGAGGCCUUUGACGUCGCCCUGCACGCCCACUGCAGCGAGGGCCGGCUCAAGUGCGUCACCGUCUCCCCGACCGUGUUCCACCACUACGAGCCAAGCGCUGCUCACGGCUAUGUCAGCCCUGUCAGGGAGGGCGACGGUAAGGGCAAGGCUAAGAGCGAGAACGAGUUCGAGGGCUUCAUGGGCACCACGGCCAACAUUGUCGAGAGCGCCAGGUGUCAUGCGCUGUGGGGGAAGUCGUGCUUGCCUUGAGUCACUUCUUCUCUGGGUGUCUGUCUGCCUGCUGGAUUCCAUGGGUAUCCUGGUGGUCUUCGUUGUAUAUAAUUACUGUACAGUGCUGCGUAAGGGUAUAUAUAUUAUAAUCGUCACAUAAUGAGCCUGUCGUAUCUCGAGAUUACUCGUUGGCUCACGGCACGUCCGGUUGCUGCUUCGAACACACGCUGGAGGCCGUCACAACCAUGUUUGGGCAGCAAGGCAAACAUGCUUGGCUCAGAAAGAACAGGUAGUGUUCUGGUACUUGACAACUUCAUGUAACACGGAACCCGAGAGCGGAUCAAAGUACAAAACAGGGCCGCCGCGUUCAUGCCGGACAUGUUUAUAUAGUUUGGAGAGACGGACAUUCAUUCUUGUGGUCAAGUUCCUCUCAAUGCUGUCAGGACAUUAUAAGCGAGCUGUGAGGAAUAAAAGAAACCGCUUCCCCCU
Molecule: messenger RNA, 1548 nt
Organism: Microdochium trichocladiopsis
Lineage: Eukaryota; Fungi; Ascomycota; Sordariomycetes; Xylariales; Microdochiaceae
Exons: 3
Coding region: 1-1098 (365 amino acids)
Source: RefSeq, a predicted model, not a curated record